Molecule: messenger RNA, 2702 nt
Organism: Ruditapes philippinarum (Manila clam)
Lineage: Eukaryota; Metazoa; Mollusca; Bivalvia; Venerida; Veneridae
Product: cytochrome P450 2C15-like
Exons: 9
Biological process (GO): xenobiotic metabolic process
Cellular component (GO): cytoplasm; intracellular membrane-bounded organelle
Molecular function (GO): oxidoreductase activity, acting on paired donors, with incorporation or reduction of molecular oxygen, reduced flavin or flavoprotein as one donor, and incorporation of one atom of oxygen; iron ion binding; heme binding
Source: RefSeq, a predicted model, not a curated record
AUAAAUAUUUUCAAAGGUAACAUAUUUGAUGUCAAAGGACAGGGAGCACUGUAUGAAGUUGCCUUAAACUUACGACAAAAGUACGGAGACUUGGUUCGGCUAAAACUUGGUCCAAAUAACUAUAUUGUGCUAGUUAUGGGUCAAGAGAAAAUAUCCAAGGCAGCUGUCACGAUGAACGAGUCAUUUAAAUACAGACCUACAAAUUUCUUUGCUACGAAUUACAUAUUCAAUAACCAAGGUACAAUCAUUGAUUCGACACUGAUUUUUGCAGGACUUGUUUUUUUGAAUGGCGAUGUCCAUUCUACUGUCCGAAAAUUUACACUUGGUUCCCUGAGAGAGUUUGGCGUCGGAAAAAGAAGUAUCGAAGGUCGAAUUCAAGAAGAAGCAGUAAUGCUAAGUGAAGUUUUAGAGAAACUAGAUGGAAAACCAACAUAUUAUCGUGAUACUUUCAAAAUGGCCGUCGCAAAUAUUAUAGCAGGGAUUGUCUACGGAAGCAGAUUUGAAUACAAAGAUCCGGUUUUCAUUGACCUGAUACACAAGGUCAAUGUCAUAUUCAAAGAGCUCAGUCUUUUUCUUCCCGAAAGCUUCUUACCAAUUUUACGAUUUUUCCCGGGAUCAAAGGUAAGAGUUUGCGUUUGUAACGAAAUAUAUAAAACACAGUAUACCGUGAUAAUUAAAAUAAAAGGUAUCAAGCUAUAUCUCAUGAAAUAUUGUGUAAAUAAAAUCAUGUGUUUUCAAAAUCUUCAGAGUCAUCCUCGAAAAUGUACCUUAGCUGUUUUCAAAAGUCUUGAAAAAUAUGCUAAAAGUCGUAUUGAAGAGCAUCGUGCAACCUUUGACCCCGACAAUAUCCGGGAUUUUGUGGACCUCUUCUUGAAAAAUGAAGGUGGAAGUGGAGACGACGGUAUAAAUGAGGCCAAUUUGUUCCGACUGAUUGUCGACCUCUUCAAUGCUGGCACUGACACUACAGCAAAUACCAUGAACUGGGCAAUCAUUCAUUUAAUAAAGCAACCGGAAAUUCAGAAAAAAUGCAGAAAAGAAAUCCUCGAGGUUGUAGGUACAGGAAGAAGCAUAUGUCUUAAUGACAAGAAAGAUCUUCCAUAUUUACAAGCUUUUAUAAGCGAGGUUGUGCGGUAUAGUACAAUUGCACCUCAAACAGUUCCCCAUUCUGUAAUAGAAGACACAGAGUUUGAAGGUUACACCAUACCUAAAAAUAGCGUCGUAAUGUUCAUUAUCUUCACUAUGUUGAUGGACAAAGACAAGUGGGGAGAUCCGGAUAAUUUCAGACCUGAGAGGUUCCUGUCUGAAAAAGGCGAAUUCGUUCAAGACAAGGAACACUUUGCACCUUUUAGUUUGGGUGGAAGGUCAUGUGUUGGCAAGUUUUUAGCAAAACAGGAGCUCUUCAUAUUUCUGGGGACACUGAUACAGCGGUUUUAGUUUAAAUCUCCACCCGGAAGUCCUCCGCCAUCAACGCACAGAAUUCAGACGGGGAUAACCAGCCAACCAGAAAGAUAUGAUAUAUGUGCUAUACCAUUAAAUCAUUGAAGCGUUAAACGUUAUGAUAUCGGUGCUAUACCACUAAGUCAGCGAAGUGUAAUACAUAGUGUUAUGACAUCGAUGCUGUGUCACUAAAUCAUUGAAGCGUAAAACAUUAUGAAAUAGGUGUUUACCACUAAAUCAUUGAAUUAUAUAUCACACUGUUGUGACUUCAACUUUAAAGGUGACGUAAGCUAACUAUUAAAGUGUAAAACAUAAUGUUAUAACAUUUGGGAUGUGCCACUAAAUCAAUGAAGAGUAAAAAACAAAUGCUAAACCAGUUAAAGGCAUAAUGUUAUUGCAUAUAAAAUGCUAUACCAGUUUAAAACAUAAUUUUUUAUUAUAUGAUCUAAAUAUAGCUGCAAUCUCAUUGGUCCAAACGGUAGUCAACGGAACUUUUUAUAACAUCAUAUUCACUGGGUGUAGUAUCAUAUUCACUGGCUGAAUUGGAUUUUCCCAGUCUUAAAAUAGAUUGAGACGCAUAUUUAAUGAUCAUACACCUUAGACUGUUGAUUACGCGUGUUAAUUAAAAAAUAAUUGUUGUUUUUUGUUCUUUAUAGCAUAUUUCUCGAUUAAAAUAUCAUUAAUUUACAAUUAUACUUAAAGGCUACACCGCAAUGAUGAGUAUAAACUUGUUUUUUUUUGUAUGAGCAGCGUUCGCAUAGUCGUUGCACGCCUAACACGUGCGUCUUUUUUCCCGCGCUUUAACGAGGCAAAAUUUGUACAUGUAUAUAAGGUUGUACUUUUUUGUGAUUUUUUUAUUAUUUCUUAGCCUAUUCAUAUUAUAAAGCAAUUAUUAACUAGUGAGCCAUUGAAUAUGAUGUGAUAUUCACCGGCAAAAAGUCAUAUUGACCUCGGCUACCGCCUCGGUCAAUAUGUCAUCUGCCGGUGAAUAUCACAUCAUAUUCAAUGGCUCACUAGUCAAUAAUUGUAUAAUAAUAAACAAAUGCUAUACCAAGUAAAAACAUAAUGUGAUGACUUAUAAAUGCUAGACCAGUUUAAAACAUAAUGUUAUAAUAUAUAUAAUUUAUGCUUUACCGGUUGAAAACAUAAUAUUUGACAUAGAAAAUGCUAUGCCAGUUAAAAACAUACAGUUAUGACAUAUAAAAUGAUAUACUAUUUAAAACAUAAUGUUUGACAUACAAAAUGCUAUACCAGUUCAAACAUAA